CCACAGCUGCUGAACGUGUUUGUGUAUUAUGGAUUGUGGAUGUGUGUGUACUGUGCGGGAUAGGGAAAGCUAAGUGCUCUAGUGUGCGCGCGGCUUCGUAGGCCAGGUGGUUUCUAUGCGGCCUCCUGCUGCUGCUGCUGCUACUGCUGCUGCUGCUGCUGCUGCUGGUGCUGCUGAUGCUGAUGUUGUUUACGGGAGUAACACAGAAAGACCAGUAAAGCCAAAGUGAUGCAAUAUUGUGGCGCAUUGAUAUCAUAGCUGACGCAGAUGCCUUUCCCCCCAUAUAGGCUAUGAAUGAUAUCCCACCUAAAACUAGCCUUUCGUUAAGUGGCUUUGGAUAUGUGAUAAAGCUUAUCGAAAGUUGUGGAGAGGAAAAAACCAGUAACAUGAAUGGUCGGACGUUCCAGUCGAGUGUUACCACUGGCAGUCUCCUGUUUGCCGUUAAGAUUAGUCUGGAAUGACGCUAGCGUCCCCUGUUAACACUAACCAAAGUUUCGGUCGUGAGAAGGGUCGGAAAACUUCUACAAAGCAUCGAAGAACGCCUUGCGCCAUUUCUGUGGCCAAGUGAAGUGCUCAAGAUAGCUGUAGAAUAGAGGGAAAGUCGCAUUUCUGGCCAUAGAUAAAUCGCUUUCCAACUAGGUCAACUGGCAUCGUAUAACAGCCUGCCUGCCGUUGCCAGACGGCAGUCACGGCUAUGCCCCAUCGUUGAUGGCAACAUUACCCUAGCUCUUUAAAGGUCUUACAGACCUAUGUUUCGACCAGGCGUGGUAUAGAUUUAUUGAUUCUGUAAAAAAAUACGUGUUUGGAACGUUCAGUGUACACAAAACAACAUGGGCGCCAUAGUUCUGACUUGGCCGCUGGAACUCAGACUAGGCAUACCCUUGCCAAUACUCCAUCGUCGACAAACGACUUUAUCUUAAGACCUGCUAGUUGAGAGAAGCUUUGCAGGUUCUGUUGGUGUACGAAAAAUUGAACAAAUAUAGUUUUGAACAUUGUUUAUUAGUUAGGGUUAAUACGCGACGCGUGAGUGGUCUGGCAACCAUGUCUAGUCCCUAGUGCUAGUUACCGACGAAGCCGCCGGCUAGAGGACUGGAAUAUACGAUGUGAUGGCUGCGUAUUGUCCUCAACUGUGGCAAGGUUUACGUUGUUACCGCAAUCCUUAUAUCUGUGUCGAGGCCUUUUUGCUAUUUUUUUGUGGCAAUUCAAAUCGAGAAAUAGGAAAUAGAAAAUGUUUCACUGACUUUAAAAGGUUUUCUGGUCGAGUCUUCGAGUGGAGACGUUCUACCAGAAGUGUCUCAACUUUUUGGCAUCGAUGGUGCCAAGGAUCUGUGAUGCACUACGUCUGAAAACGACUUACAUGAUUUCUGGUACUCUAAAGCACCUUCUCCGGCUGCCUCUUGCCAUCAUAACCUGCAACUGGUGACUUGUUUUAGCAUGUAGUAACUUCAUGUUCUGCAAAGUCCUCUACUAUCCCAGCUUUGUAGUUGUGCCCCAAUUAAUGUAGUAUUGUACUCCUUUAAAACAAGUGAAUCUUAGUUAACGCAAUAGUGGAAUACAACAAAAAAUGCAGCUGGACAAAAGUUUAUUUGCCAAUAUCAAUGGCCGCUCUUUUUUCUGGUCGACCGUGGUUAGGCGGGCAAACUAUCGCGGCAAGAUGGCGGACAAUAAUUGGUUAGGCCUAGUUCUGGCCGUUGUUGGCUAUGUGCUGUGGUGGUGAUGGUGGGGAAAACCGCUGAGUACUCAUAACACUGGACUAGAUAAGUCGCGACGGGUCGGACUGGAAGAAGGCAAGGCGCAUGCGCGGCCACAACGAUGCUGCUAGCUCCUCGAACGGCAGCUGCAGGCGGCACACACGAACGCAUCUAUCCGUGCUUACAAGAGAUGGAAUGGGCAUUCUAGCUGGGUCAGUCGGGGGUACAGGGAUAAAAAAUGGGGUGGCAGAAGCCCAAUUCCCUAGCUACCCCCGCAAAAUUCCUUGAUCUGCGGAUUGUGUUCCCCUACCGGCUAGGGCCAGAAAAUAUGCCAACUACAGCAAUCCCCCGAGAGACCCCCGUGCAGUGUUACACCUAGGAAGCACACUACCUCGUGAUCGACCUAUGCCAUGGCAGGGGUGGGUAACCGUGGAAUGGAAGUAAUCUAAAUUAGAGGACUAAAAAGCAGGCCGUCAUUGGAAAUUAUUUAGGGGUGGUAGUGAAAGAAACUGGGCCAGAACCUCACUGGCUCAUGGCCGACAUCUUCCAAAAGGGGCCACCGCUUGACUCUCUGAUUAUAGUCUAGACUGCUCACCCGACGCAACAAGAAUCUAGGUCAUGCAGGGGCAGCUGGCUCUGUUAGACUAGGUUACCGCGGUGCUAGAAACAGGAGUAAAUUGAUAUGGUUAAACCGGCGUGUUGUGCGUCAGAAGGUCGAGCAAAGCACCGUGUGAUCUCUGGUAGCCAUUAAAGCGUGAAGACCCGCUAUCUGGCACAAGAUCAAACCCGUUUACGAAUCUGUGGUCAUAACGAGGACAGCUAAUGCACGAAAAGACAGUGACUGGCACAAUGCUGCUACAAUCCUCGAUGUGUGGGAUGGUGCCGCGGAGGGAGGCGGAGGUGGAGCGGAAAAGGAGCUUGCGACAAAGAUGCUCCAGAUACAAAGUAAAAGGUUCUACCUCGACGUCAAACAGAACCGUCGUGGAAGAUUCAUCAAGGUGGCCGAGGUAGGCGUUGCGGGUCGCAAGUCACGUCUUCUGCUGGCGAUGUCAACGGCAGCCGAAUUUCGGGACCAUUUAAGCUCAUUCAGCGAACUGUACGCUUCGUUGGGCCCACCAAACCCAGAAAAUUUACCCGAGGAUGGAAAACUCAGAAGUGAAGUGAUGGUUAAAGAGAAUAGGCGAUACUAUCUUGACCUCAAGGAAAACUCGAGAGGAAGGUUUCUACGCGUCUCACAGACCAUCGCCACAGUAUCAGCGCGAGCCGGCCCACGAACACAGAUCGCCAUUCCGGCGCAAGGAAUGAUUGAAUUUAGGGAUGCUCUAACGGACCUUCUCGAGGAAUAUGGCACCGAUGACGGUGGAUUCAAGGGUGAUCUGCCUGAGGGCAGACAUUUGCGCGUGGAAGAUAAGACUUUUUAUUUCGACAUUGGCCAAAACAGUCGAGGCAUCUAUAUGCGAGUGUCUGAGGUGAAGAAUAAUUUUCGUUCAGCGAUCACGAUUCCGGAAAGGUCGUGGUCGAAAUUUCGUGACAUGUUUGCCGACUACGUUGCUCGGAUGGAUGCCGCGCAGGAGAAAUCAGCGGCCCUAAACGAGCAGUCACUCCAGCAAUCGACGGCUCCAGGACCACCAGGUCCUUCGAGCGUCUCAAACGCUCUGCCAGGCCUAACGGGCCUGUCCUCGACGAUGACAAACGUGGCUGUGUCGUCGCCUACCGGCCUGGGAAGCGGAGCUGGUGGAGGUAUGUCCGGGGCGAUUGGGCCUGUUGGCGGAUCAAUUGGAGGUGUUGGCGGCCUCGGUGGUGGCAGCAGCAGGACCAUGGGCUUGGCAGGAGGACUCGGCAGCCUCGGUAACAUGAGCAGUGUCUCUCCUAUGGGAGGAUCAUUGUCGGGGCCCGGUGGACUUGGUGGACAUCAUGGUCAUUCGGGCCAUCCUGGUGGGCAUUCAGGCCACGGACCACCACCAAAUGCUUCCGAGUAGCGUGUUAUAACCAAUUGUAUCUUCGUUUUAUUAUAUAUAAUUAUACAAUUAUAACAAUGAUGAUGUUGAUGAUGCGAUGAAGAUGUGGAGGCGAGCGAAGAUGACACCACAAAAAAUAGGGCAGAUAAUAACAAUAACAGAAAAAACACAUCUAGUUAUCAAUAAGAGGAAAAAACAAAUGAUUCUGAGGAUUACAUACGACGACUAUAAUGAAAAGAUAAUAGGAACUCAAUUUAGAUUUAUAUAAUUGGUAACUGGUAAACAAUCAAAACGAUCAAUAUACUGAGAACAGCAUCAAAAGAAAAUAUUCAUAAUGAGACGACAUAGCGAGUGGUGAUGAAACAAGAAUUAAAUAGAAACGCCCCGGCUCUUAUGAUGAAAGUAAUGUCGACGAUUAGAAUUCUAAGAAAGAUGAAAAUCUAACGAAUUUUUAUUAUGAUGGUUAUAAUUAAUAUUAUUAUAACAAAUAUCUUUAUUAUCAUUAUUAUUGUAUUAAGAUUCUUGAUAUUCUUAUUAUAGCGAUGAUGAUGAUGAUGAUAGCUAUGAUAAUAAUCUUGAUAAUGAGGGUAAUGAUAAUUACUUUAUAAUGAAUAUUAUGGAAAUUCUCUUUGCCGGGUAUAUAAUGACUGUUGACGGAAAUCUCAGUUUAGGUUGGUAGCAGUAGCUAAAGGAGGCUGAAUCUAUAAAAUUGGCAAACCGAUAGUGGACUGCUCACUGACCAGAUUGACGAGGUCGAGUGGAAGAAAAAAAUGAAAAACAGAGUUGAAGAGAGAUUGAAGUCAGAAUAAGGGCGAAGCUAGAACAGGCUAAAAGGUGGAGGAACUGUAUAGAUAACUGUUCACGUUGAGGGUAAAACGAUCGCUUAAGAACAGGCGGGGUCUGAAAGCCAGAGCUAAGCAGACGCUUAGAAAUCGAGGGGGCGGACAAAGCGAAAAACAGAAAGAACGAAGUGAGUCAAAGCGCUAUUACGGAUGAAGACAUGCUGGACAGGGGCAGACGUUCUGUGGCAUGUGUGGGGUCGGAUGGUCUGCUAAUGGUCGCUUAGGUUGGAUCGGAGCUGGUAACAAGUCACCGGAGUCAGCAAACUCCUAGCCAUUAGGCCCACACGGCCUAGAUGCACCUUGAGGAGGCCUCUCUAAGGAAGAGUCGAAGAGCAUUAAUGAUGACUGAAACUGCAGAUGUGAUCGUGAAGGCGCUGGUGAUGAUGACGAAGUGGAUCAAAUGAACAGUCGACAAUGACGAAGAAAGACGGAAACGAAAGUAUAAGAGAGAAUGAAAAUGAAACGUUGCAUAAACUAAAAAGUCGAGACUGCUUCGGAGAAGGAGGCUGAAGCAUGGAUGCUGAAUAGAGAAAUAGGCAUCAACAAGAUAGCAUAUACACUGCUGGGCGUAAUACCCACGCUGAUGUUUCCCUGUUUUCCCUCAGGUAGCAGAUGCCAACACAGCGAACUAACUGUUGUGUACAGAGUAGAACGAGUUACAAGUGAUAAUUGACAUACAUGAUUGAUAGAGGCGGACAACAUACAUUUUUCGGGUUGAUAACCGUAAAUCAACAGGAACUAAGCAAACGAAAGACCAGAUGUGUACACAAACCUAUAUUUAUACACAGCGAGAGAAAACAGGGAAACCAAAGCUGGGUGCCCCCCCCCCCCCCAACCCCCACCCUCCUAGGUUCGCUAGGUUGCCACAGCACCGAGCGGCUCACGGUGGCAACGGACCCUCCAUUGAGCGCGACGGCUGAAAUUAUUUCAAACAAUCUGUACAAAUAAAUUAUCGCUUCUUUGUUCGCUUUUUUAAUUACGGACAAAAUUUUGUGUCCUGAAAAAAACCACUAUCAUUAUUAAUAUGUUUACCGGCAUUGCUCCGAGUUAUUGUAGCAGUGGAGACUUGUUAUAACACAGUUCUAUGAGCAUUAUUAAUAUGAUCGCUUUUUUUUUUUACUACGCUGCUAACUGCGCAUCUUUGCUAGCCAAAUGAAGACUGAGUUCAACUCAUCAGCCAUAAGCAUUACGGCAGUAUCCAUAAAGACAGUCAUGGCUGCAGGCUACAGACGGUCACCGGUGAUGGCCCAGCUGGUCAUCAGCGAGCCGGUUACUAGAGGAAACAACGUCCCCGCGCCUCAGUAAACGCGGCUCUGUUUUGGUCUCGGUCAACUAUCGCGUCGACCGAAUCGCCCGAAGAUGGAGCGUCCAUACCCUGAGCCCUGCGGCAAUCGUGGCCAAGUCCAUUUCCUAUUGGAAUGAUUGCGUGGAUUGACUGACUAUGAAGCUGAUUGAUCGAUGCGAUGAUACGAUAUAUAGAUGGAUAUUGUAGGUGAGGAAAGACGAGAGAUUUUGGUAAUUGGAGGGAUCGAGCAAAAGCAGGUGUAGAGGUGAGUUGAGCUGAAGGCCGAAGGCGAAAAAGACGAGGCAGGCUGAAUUCGUUCAACGUCGACCAAUCCUGGUAAACAACUAACCAGGUAGCGGGUUAAAGAAUAACGAAAUAAAACAGAUGACAAAUAGACACUAUGAGAACGAAAAGCAGAGCAAUUCAUAGAAAUGAUGAUAAUAUCGAUACUACCAAUUAUGAUGACGCCGAGCUGGAAGAUCAUGUCGGACAGUAUAGUGCGAUAUUUUAUGAUGAGAUCAUGAUGAGCUUGAUGACCAAGGCGAUACUGACAAUAAUAUAUAGUGCUAACAAUAACAAAAAGGAAAAGGGAAACAAUAACGAUACGAUAGUAAGAACAACAACAACAGUAGCUUAAACCAAGUCUGUGAGAAUGUAAAUUUAUAACGAGCCAAUAAUUUCUGAGAAGCUCUGAUAUAUAUAUAUGGACUGGCAGAUAUAUAUGCACGUAUAGAGAUUUUCAAGUCAGAAUAUUCCCAACGGCAGGCCAUAUAAUAUAAAGAUAUACACACACUCUAGUAAAGCCAUAGCAAAACGGAUACGACGAUAGCAACAAGUCCAAGAAACAGAAAAAUAACUUCUAAUAAUAAUAAUAAUAAGCCUUGUACAUUUAAUUGUAAGUACGGAACGUAUUCCCUGAAACCGCGACAGACUUUUGCGUUUUUUAAGGUUUAAACAAUAGAGACAUUAUUGCCUAAUCCCCGAUGCUGGAUUGUUUCACGAGACGUGUGUAUCGUACCCUAUAAAAUACAUAGCGCUUUUGAGCUACACCGUGUUCAAAGCGUAACCAAUACAAACUAUUGAUCUGAAUUGACAGAUAGACUGGACGUUCUGUUACCAGAACAGGGACACUGCGUUAAUUUGCGAGUUAUACUUUUGUUGAAAAUCUAUAUUGAGACCACAAUACAUCAGCCUAACGAACCCAGUCCAUUAUGAAUUACGUUCUAAAGUAGAUUUAAUCUAAUGUGAAGUAAGCAGUCCUGCUCGUGUUGCCACUAUUACAGUCUGAUUCCUUAAUUAAUAGGACAAGUCAAUAAAAUUCAAGACAUUGAACCUUCGCGAAGUCCUGAAAAUGCAAAUAUAUGGACGAAAAGAACAAACCGUCUAGCGUAUAUAAUAGGAAUUCUACACGGUCGUUAAUAAAAUAACGGCUAAUUUGAUAAUACAGGGAUAAUAAGGUCUUAGGUGAGGGCCAGCUAGCUCAGACGAGACGAGCUGACGCCGAUCAGACGAAACGGGAGUCAAUAAAGAAGGAUAUAGUCGUUGUUUAUUGGUAAACAAUGGCCUGUAAAAGCUAUAGAAACAGUAACAUAGCAAUACACAGUACCGGUAUGGAGGCAGUACGGAACAUGCAUUCAUCGUAUCUGCAGCGUCCAAAAUAGCCAGUGUGAGUGCGCUCUGAAGCUUGGCGUAACUUCAGUCUCCCUGACAUGGUUUUGGUGAAGUAGAAGCUGAAAACCGAAAUACGUAAACGCUUGCUUUCUGACGGUUUCGUCUUACUGCAGUAAUCAGCGUUUUAAUGGCAGACCUUGGUUCAUAUGGUAUUUAGUUUGCCAUGGUUCGAUUGUUUCACGGGACGUGUGUAUCAUAUCCUAUAAAAUACAGAGCCACACUGCGUUCGAGGCAUAAGCAAUACAAGCCACUGACUGCUUCAGCAAGAGCUUUUGAUCUGAAUUUCAAUAGGGGCAGCGACGCUUACAAUUACGUUGACGCUAUGUAAUAAUUGUGCUGUCUUGAAAAAGAAAAAACAAAAAGAGGUUGGAUUGUUCACUUUUUUCGCAGUUUUCGCAACAAAAAAAAAGUCUUUCAAAGAGACUGAAUUGUACAAAUAUGAAGCACCGUUACAACGCGUGUCUUGGCCGUAGACAAAGGAACGCAGUCCCUACAUAGAAAUAAUAUCAUGCCUCAUUUGUGUGAAGUCUACGAACGUAGUCUUUAGUCAAAAAGAGGUAAUCUAGAUCGUUUCUUGGCAUCAAUGUUCGAGUGGUAACGCUGGUUGGUUGAUUGAUUGCGUACCACCUCUAUUACUGUAUUCCCGAACUAGGAAAAGCGAAAUCUUUUUUCGAAAUAAACCCACCCAAGAACGAACAUGUUCGUAACGAAACGGAACUCCAACGGCCAACGCAACGCGUCUUUGAAGAAAAAAUCUGAGCUCGAAUUGCCCCUGGACAUCAACUAGCUUGGAUCAAAAUGCGACUCUUGGACUGGCCGAAAUCAAGCUAUCACCUACUGUGUAUUAAACUCACAUGUAGCGUCUAUCACUUCAACAAAUAGGACCAAUAUCGCUUGUGCUAAAUCGGCCGUGCAAAGCCGGCGUCGACCACGACGACAAGAACAAUCGUAACAAGUCGGUUUCUACAAUUCUGAUUCUAUUGUAGGCCAUACCAAUUCAAAUACAGUAUCGGCCUAUUUAUUUAGACUAUGAUCGCGUAUGAGUUUUGGAAGUCGUGAAAUAUCGCGAAGGUUAAGCUGCGUAAGCCUCAGCCAAACAAUGAAACGUAACGUCGUCUAAAGGUAGACAGACACUCAACCAAUAAACUAGUUUUUUUUUU
Molecule: messenger RNA, 8607 nt
Organism: Varroa destructor (honeybee mite)
Lineage: Eukaryota; Metazoa; Arthropoda; Arachnida; Mesostigmata; Varroidae
Gene: Pur-alpha
Product: Purine-rich binding protein-alpha
Biological process (GO): regulation of transcription by RNA polymerase II
Cellular component (GO): nucleus
Molecular function (GO): DNA-binding transcription factor activity, RNA polymerase II-specific; RNA polymerase II transcription regulatory region sequence-specific DNA binding; purine-rich negative regulatory element binding
Source: RefSeq, a predicted model, not a curated record